Cicer arietinum (chickpea) is the source of this 873-nucleotide messenger RNA. Lineage: Eukaryota; Viridiplantae; Streptophyta; Magnoliopsida; Fabales; Fabaceae. The record is from RefSeq and is a predicted model, not a curated record.
UCAACUUCGUUAUAUAGUGCAUGUGUCUUUUAAAUAUUUUGUGUUGUUCAAUAUGUAGUGUAUAUUUUUCUUAAAUUGUUGUUUUUUUUUCUUUCCGAGUAACAGGAGGGUCCAUUACAUUACUCGAGUUCAAAAUUGGCAUCACGAUGAAGCGAAAUUGUUUUUUGGGUUCAUCAUCUCAUAAAUCAAUGAAUGAAAAGAUUAACGUAAGGAAGGAAUUUGUUGCCAUUGCUCACAAUGGACACCUUAUGUUUGAUGAAAGUGAACUUCAAGCUAGAGUGAUAAUAUGGUUGGCAAGUCAAAAAAUUGAAGGAAAGAAUGGUAGCAAAGGAUCGCGUCCGAUACUAUCCCUUUCAUUGCAACUUCGAGCAUUAUUCAUGCAUAACUCCUCACAAGGCUUUUCCAUUAAGAGAUCUCUUCACAAUUUCCUUCAGAAGAGAAAGAAGAGGACUCAAAGUCACGAUUCAAUAGUAAUCCAUGAUAAUGAUAAUAUUAGCACAAAUUAGACCAAAUAUGAAUUCGAUCAAAUCAAUUCAUACAUUUAGUUUGUGGGAUCAAUUGAAGCCUAUGUAUGAGUAUUUUUAUUAUACUUUAUUUUAUUAAGAUAUUAAGAUAUAUAUAUUAAUAUCUUAACUAGAGUAGACAUAUGAAUUGGAUCGAAUCAAUUCAUACCGUUAGUUUGUGGGCUCAAUUGAAUCCUAGGUACAAGGAAGUUUAUUUUUGAGCCACAUUAUUCUAGAAGUUCAUUUUUAAAUGUGGCUUUUGCAAAAUAGUUGUAUUUAUGUUGUUGAAGCUCAAUGUAGCAUUAAUUAUUGUUUUGUAACCAUACUCUAAAUUAUGUCGCCAAUAAGAAUUUAAUUUUGUAAUUUCAAA